Molecule: messenger RNA, 882 nt
Organism: Kwoniella shivajii
Lineage: Eukaryota; Fungi; Basidiomycota; Tremellomycetes; Tremellales; Cryptococcaceae
Exons: 12
Coding region: 1-882 (293 amino acids)
Source: RefSeq, a predicted model, not a curated record
AUGCCACUUUUCACUGUAAAUUCACAUACUCCCUCUUCAACCGCUUCCCUUACUGAGAAAGACAGACUCAACGCACUUCACGCGUUACAUAUGGCUGCUCUUGAACCACAUCAUUCGAAUGUGAUUGACAGUCAUCUCCAUAGCAUACACGCCAUACAUCGGAGAAGUUCGAUCCUAGACGUUGGCACAGGAACGGGCAUGUGGGCCAUCCAAAUGGCUAAUGUCCAUCCCUUCGCCGAUGUCUUGGCGGUAGAUGUCGACUGGAGCUUAUGGAGCAACAAUCAUGCCAGAAACGGAAAUGUCGAUUUUGCCGCCAUCGACGUUACAGAACCACUUCCUUGGCCAAGAGGAAUAUUCGAUGUGAUUCACGUAAAAGGGUUUUUACUUGAAGUACCGAAUUAUUCUCGAUUAAUCGAAAAAUUGGCAGUGGCUCUUCGUCCAGGAGGAUUGAUGAUCAUAGUCGAAGCUGAACCAGGAUAUAUAUCCGCGAAUUAUGAAUUUUUACCGGAAUGUCUGAGGAAAUGGAACGCAUGUGUACAAUCUGCAUAUGCCAACCAAAACAUCGACGUUCAUUUCCCAAGUAAGAUAGCUUCUUCAAUAGCUGCGUCGGGCGUCUUUCGACCCACUGCAAAUCAUCAAAAUUAUAGAUUACCGGUGGAAUCGUAUGCAAGAGGUGACAUAUUCACACUAGCUAAAGCAGGUCAAAUACAUCCUCAGGUUCUAACAGCAGAGAUGAGGAAGAUGCUGAUCAGAUUAUUGGAGUAUGGGUACGACCAACACGAGUUAGAAAGUUUGCUACAGGAUUGCAUACUCGAAAUGUUAAAUCCAAAUUCCAAUUAUACUCAAAAUCUAUUCGCUGUUUACGCUACCAAGAAUUACUAA